Molecule: messenger RNA, 943 nt
Organism: Corapipo altera (White-ruffed manakin)
Lineage: Eukaryota; Metazoa; Chordata; Aves; Passeriformes; Pipridae
Gene: TAC3
Product: tachykinin 3
Exons: 4
Coding region: 295-747 (150 amino acids)
Source: RefSeq, a predicted model, not a curated record
GAGCCCGUGCUGGGGGAGCCACCGGAGCUGCCCGCCAUCACCACCACCACCACUGCCCACCACCACCACCACCGCUGCCCACCACCGCUGCCCACCGCUCCUCGAGGCGUCCCUGCUCUGCAGCCACCAGUGACGAGGGUCCCUCGGCCCCUGGCCCCGCACCAGGCAGCACCGGAGGGCUCGGCAGAGCCCGGUCCGGUCCCGGGCUCGUCCCGGGCCGCCCCGUCGAGGGGGCACCGGCUCGGGGCGGCCCCGGGCCCCGCCGCUGACCGCGCCCCCAGACCCCCUCCGAGGAUGAGGAGCCGCCCGGUGCUGGCGGUGCUGCUGGUCCUGGCGCUGCCGCUCGCCCUCACCCGCCGCCCCCCCGCCGCCGCCCCGCAGGACCCCGCGCCCCCCGCCCAGGGGAUGCCCGUCCCGGAGCCGCUGCGCUGGAGCGCCCGCGGCAGCCCCGGGGCCGCCGCCGCUGCCGCCGCCGCGCUGGAGCUGCUGCGGGAGCAGGGCGCCGGUCCCCCCGCGGCGCAGCAGAAGCGUAAGUCCCGCCCGGUGCCGGUGACGGUGCCGGUGCCGCCGCCGGGGCCGCUGACGGCCGCUCUCUCCGCAGGGGACAUGCACGAUUUCUUCGUGGGGCUCAUGGGGAAGCGGGCGGCGGAGCCCGGGCGAGCGGCGGGGCGGGGGGAGGGCGACCCGGCCCCCCGCUGCUCCCCGGGGACCCCCGCGCCCGGCCAGGCCCCGCUGCGAGCCCUUUGAGCCGCGGGACGAGCCCCCCACGCCCGGGGGGCCGCGGGACCGGCUGCGGGGGCGUCCCGGGCGCCGCCGCCCGCGGAGCCGUCGUGGGACCCCGCCGGGAGCGCGACCGUCCCGCCCCGCGCGCGUGUCCGCGCGUCCAUCGCCGCGCGUGUCCGCGCACCCGUGUACACCCGCAUCGCCCCGCUAAACACCCACC